AUUAUCCUUUCUCUCUCUCUCUUACUCACUCCCCUUCUCUCUCUUUCAUCCUCGUCCCUCGCAUAAUAUUUUCUCUCUCUAAAACCCAAAAAAAAAGUUUCUCUCUCUAACAUUAACAUUUCGUUCCUCCUUUAUCUCUAUCAGAUUCAUCAAUCACCACCGUCCGCUCAGCUGACCAACAUUCCGGUGAUCGGUUAUCGGCAAAUGACUCGCUUUUUUAACUCGCGAAAGGUUCGAUUCUUCUUCUGCUUCCGUUCGCUACGUAAAUUUGUAAAAUUCAAUUUCAAUUCCACAUCUUUUAGAUCCAAUUGAUGGCUUGAUUCAUUGAUUGAUCCGCUUCUCGGUUUUAUUGUUAUUAUUAUAAUUAGUAUAGAUAUUAUCCCAUGCAUGCCGAUCCAUUGUAAUUCGCUGAACAUUCGGAGGAUCACCGUCCAAUUCAAAUUUAUUGAUUCUUAUUAGGAGCUGAGAAGUGUUAAUUUCUAGGGUUUGUUAAGUAUUUUAAAAAAUGUUGAAGAAAAUUAUGAAAGGAGGGCAUAAAAAGCCCUCCAAAUCUGAAGGUAAUGACUUCGGGUUUGGACCGCCCGGUGGGAAUCGUCCCGGGUCGGGUCCUGCUUCUAACGUGGUGGUUAAUCAUGCUUCUCGGACUGCUGCUGCUCCUGCAAGUACUAAUAAUGUCGGACCAGUAGUUGUGGCUCCUCCGCCAAUGCAAUCUAUAGAGCCACUUCCGCUGUUUCGGGAUGUUCAGGUUUCGGAGAGACAGAAUUUGUUUUUAAGGAAGCUUCAGGUUUGUUGCUUUCAGUUGGAUUUCACUGACACGCUAAAAGCUGUUCGCGAAAAGGAAAUCAAGCGACAAACGCUUUUGGAAUUGGUGGAUUUUAUUCAAUCUGGAUCGGGGAAGAUCACGGAGACUUGUCAGGAGGAAAUGAUUAAAAUGGUUUCUGUGAAUAUAUUUCGGUGUUUGCCGCCAGCAUCUCAUGAGAAUACGGGUCAAGAAGCAGCAGACCCUGAAGAGGAGGAGCCUUAUUUGGAACCUUCGUGGCCGCAUUUGCAACUUGUUUAUGAGUUACUUUUGAGAUAUGUUGUUUCAUCGGACACGGACACAAAGGUUGCUAAGAGGUAUAUUGAUCACUCUUUUGUGUUGAAAUUGCUUGAUUUGUUUGAUUCUGAGGAUCCACGAGAGAGGGAGUAUUUGAAGACUAUUCUUCAUAGGAUUUACGGAAAGUUCAUGGUACAUCGCCCCUUUAUUAGAAAGGCAAUUAAUAAUAUAUUUUAUCGGUUUAUAUAUGAGACAGAGAGGCACAGCGGGAUAGGAGAACUUUUGGAAAUUCUAGGAAGUAUUAUAAAUGGUUUUGCGUUGCCUAUGAAAGAGGAGCAUAAGCUGUUUCUUGUACGGGCACUUAUGCCACUGCAUAAACCAAAGCCAAUUUCGGUCUAUCAUCAGCAGCUGUCUUAUUGUAUUGUCCAGUUUGUGGAAAAGGAUUACAAGCUUGCAGAUACAGUUAUUCGAGGUUUGCUGAAGUAUUGGCCUCUGACCAACUGUCAGAAAGAAGUUCUCUUUCUUGGAGAACUUGAAGAAGUGCUGGAAGCAACACAGUCUGCAGAAUUUCAACGUUGUAUGGUGCCUCUUUUUAGACAGAUUGCCCGCUGCCUGACUAGCUCCCACUUUCAGGUGGCGGAACGGGCCCUGUUCCUGUGGAACAAUGAACACAUUGUAAGCCUGAUUGCACAGAACCGAAGUGUGAUAUUGCCGAUUAUAUUUGAGGCUUUGGAGAAAAACAUUCAAACCCAUUGGAACCAGGCAGUUCAUGGACUCACAGUGAACGUUCGAAAGAUGUUCUUAGAAAUGGAUACGGAGUUAUUCGAAGAGUGCCAGAGGCAGUAUACAGAGAAAGAAUCAAGGGCUAAAGAAGUGGAAGAGCAUCGAGAACAGACAUGGAAGAGACUGGCCGAUGCCGGAGCACGGAGAGGGGGAGAGGAUAUGGUAACUGCUAACUGAUUAUUGUGAGGGUUGGAUAGUUAUGGACAGGAGAUUAUUGGAAGUAGUGCUCCUCAUUUGAUGCUAUUCUUUUGCAAUUUUUUUGUCUUUAAAGUUUUCUUUUUUGUCUAAAUCCAAUCCUUGAAAAGAUAUUAGAAAUAGCAAUCAUAAAUGUAAUUUAAAAAUUGUAUUGAAUUUAUUAGUAAUAUGCUGCACAAUUUGCACAUGAAGAAUUGUUUGUAGGUCUCUCUUACAACA
Mercurialis annua (annual mercury) is the source of this 2233-nucleotide messenger RNA. RefSeq names its product serine/threonine protein phosphatase 2A 57 kDa regulatory subunit B' beta isoform. The record is from RefSeq and is a predicted model, not a curated record. NCBI's taxonomy places the organism in Eukaryota, Viridiplantae, Streptophyta, Magnoliopsida, Malpighiales, Euphorbiaceae. The transcript has 2 exons. Bases 506 to 1996 code for a protein of 496 amino acids. Gene Ontology annotation, cellular component: protein phosphatase type 2A complex. Gene Ontology annotation, biological process: signal transduction. Gene Ontology annotation, molecular function: protein phosphatase regulator activity.